This is a messenger RNA of Polypterus senegalus (gray bichir), 1289 nucleotides long. It is a transcript of the gene jdp2b, whose product is annotated as Jun dimerization protein 2b. Lineage: Eukaryota; Metazoa; Chordata; Cladistia; Polypteriformes; Polypteridae. Gene Ontology annotation, cellular component: nucleus. The record is from RefSeq and is a predicted model, not a curated record. Bases 78 to 680 code for a protein of 200 amino acids. Gene Ontology annotation, biological process: regulation of transcription by RNA polymerase II. Gene Ontology annotation, molecular function: RNA polymerase II cis-regulatory region sequence-specific DNA binding; DNA-binding transcription factor activity, RNA polymerase II-specific. The transcript is spliced from 4 exons.
GCUUACGUCUGGUUGGCACAAGUAGGUUCCGCAUUCCCAAACCCUCCCGGUCAGGGGAUCGGUAUAAAAACGGGCUGAUGCAACGAUUUCCAUUCUUUAAAACCGACAUCCGACCUUCAGCUGACCUGAAGAGAACAGAACCCUCGGAAUCGGGACCAGAUUCAGCUUUAGCAGCCGCUGAGCUUGACAUGAUGCCUGGACAGAUUCCAGAUCCAUCUCUAACUGCAGGCUCCCUCCCAAGUCUUGGACCAUUGGCUGGCAUCCCCUCAACAACACUGACCACAGAAGAUUUAAAAUACGCUGACAUUCGCAAUCUUGGGGCGAUGAUCUCACCUCUGCACUUCCUGGGAGUGAAACUGACAAAAAGGCCGUGCUCUCUUAAGGGUGAGAUGGAUGAGGAGGAAGAGAGAAGGAAACGACGGAGGGAGAAGAAUAAAGUUGCUGCUGCCAGAUGUCGAAAUAAAAAGAAGGAGAGGACAGAGUUUCUACAAAGGGAGUCUGAAAGGCUGGAAAUGAUGAAUGCUGAGCUGAAGGCACAAAUUGAGGAGCUGAAACUAGAAAGGCAGCAGCUUAUUGUAAUGCUGAACCGACACAGGCCAACCUGCAUUGUGCGGACAGACAGCGUGAAGACACCCGAAAGUGAAACAAACCCGCUUCUGGAGAACCUCAGCAAGAAGUGAAGGAAGGACAGAAGGAAUGAAAGAAGGAAAGACUGAAGGAAUGAAAAGAAAGAAGGAAGAUGCAGGCGAUUUGCCUUUCAGGACUUUCACCCCUCUGAGUUGCACAGCUGUAGUCAGCACUUAGCUCUUUAAAGAAACACAAAAAAGGAUUUCUGCUUGAGAAAUUCCUUUUCUUUUUUUUCAGUAUGAUGGUCAGAUACGACCAUUGUUUUGGGAGAUCUGGAAAUGAAACUAUUUUUGUUGUUGAUAUACAACCAAAAACAUUUUAAAGAAAACACUCAAACACAUGCAUCCUGACGAGGGGAUUUUUUUCCAUUGUAUACAGGUUAUUAAAUACCUAUAGUAUUUUCUAAUGCCGUUUUUAUCCUGCCUUACGGCUGUGGCAUUUUCCGGUUGAACCGAAUGUGGUGACGCAGGCGUCAUUUAAGCACAUGUAUAUUGUUUACAAUAUCUCUGUUACAUCUUUGUUACUGCCUAUUUUACAUUGUGUAUUUUUUAUGGAAAUUGUUUUUAUACUGCAAUAUAUAAAAAUUAUAUAUGAUAUGUAAUCACUAGAUGUGAUGCAUUUUACAUUUCUGUUCCAAACAGAUAUAUAACUUUUUUCUAUUA